CUACUUUCUUUUCUUGUUUUUCUACCACUAAUUUUGUUUCAAAUAAGAUUUGCCCAUUUGGUUGUAGAAUUAAUAAGUAGGAUUGUAGAUUGAUCAAUCACGUAGAACUUAAUUAUAUAUGUGUUGCUUGAUCUAUUUUAGAACUCAGAACUCAUAUUUAGCUUUGUUCUUACAUAUUGCCAUCAACUUAAACUACUUAUCUUGAAAACAGCUGCUCUCAAGAUCAGCUUUCCCAGAGUUUCAAGAUUGGGGCGCGUCCACACGUUUCCCCACUCAGCAAUUAGCUUCAGAUUCUUUUGUUAAAAUUCUUUUGAAUCCAGGGCAAAAUGGUUCAAUCAAAGGACCCAUUUUGGCACUAUGUUGAGGAGAUGAAGUGUAUUUAUUGUGGGCAUCAAUUUGCUAGGGGUACUUCCAUUUCAAGGAUCAAAUGGCAUUUAUCAGGAGAGAAACGGCAAGGUGUUGAAAUUUGUGACAAAGUGACCGAAGACGUUCAAGAAGCAGCUUUUCUAGCUAUGCAUGGUGCCAACAAAAGACAUAAAAGCAUAGCAAGUUCAAGCAAUGUUAAUGAUAAUGCCAUUUCAACCGCUCCACAAGAACAAAACAAUAAUGAAGUCGACAAUUUGGCAGGAGAUGCAGGAACGACACAAGCAGCAGAUAGAAUGGAUCACGCACUUGAAAUACGUAUAGAAGAGCUCAGGAAAUUAAUGGAGGGUGAUAUAGAGAAUGGGACUGGAGGAGGAGCGCAGCCUGGUGCAGGAGCUAGCUCUUCUGGAGGGCUUACAGGCAACGCAAAUGAGACUCCAGGAGAUCCAUUACCUACUAGCUUACAUGUUGAAGUCGACAAUGUGGCACCACAAGGGCAACAUCUGGAGAGAGUAACUGGUCAGCCUGUUGUAAGAGGUAGUUCUCAUGAGAGGCCACUUGUUAAUCACGAUGAGCCUCAAGAAGAUCAACACUGUCCUCCACUAGUGAACAUGGUUGGAGACCCUGGGCAUCCUGUUGUGAGAGAUAGCUCUCGUGAAGUUCUUCAACGUAAUGGCAAUGAGAGCGGACCAGAUGUGUUUCUAACUGAAGAACUAACAGGUGGAGAGUUUGAAAAUAAUAAGAAUGUUAUCUGGUCGUGGAUAAUGAAUGAUGAAGCCUCAUCAAGUAUUGGCAUUUACGGGAUGGGGGGUGUUGGCAAAACAACAUUGCUCACACAUAUCUACAAUCAGCUUUUACAAGAACGUGGCACUUUUCCUCAUGUUCACUGGAUCACGGUAUCGCAGGAUUUUAGUGUUUAUAAAUUGCAGAAUCUUAUUGCAAGAGACUUUCAUUUAGAUCUUUCAAAUGAAGACAACGAGAGGAAAAGGGCUGCAAAACUGUCAAAAGCAUUAACUGAGAAACAACGGUGGGUUCUCAUCUUAGAUGAUUUGUGGGACUGUUUUGAUUAUAAUAAGUUGGGAAUUCCUAUCAGAGUGAAGGGAUGCAAACUAAUUCUUACAACUCGAUCACUUGGAGUUUGUCAGCGGAUGUUCUGCCAGAAGACAAUCAAAGUGGAGCCUCUUUCAAUGGAAGAAGCUUGGGCUCUGUUCAUGAAGGUACUUGGACGUAUUCCUCCAGAAGUGGAAGAAAUUGCAAGAUCUAUUGCAAGUGAAUGUGCUGGUUUGCCUCUUGGAAUUGUAACAAUGGCCGGAACCAUGAGGGGAGUGGAUGACAGAUGUGAGUGGAAGAAUGCUUUAGAGGAGCUGAAACAAUCAAGAGUUCGGAAAGAUGAUAUGGAGCCUGAGGUAUUCCACAUACUGAGAUUUAGUUAUAUGCUCUUAAAGGAGUUAGAACUGCAACAAUGCUUCUUGUACUGUGCAUUAUUCCCGGAAGACUUCAAGAUCCGUAGAGAGGAUUUGAUAGGUUAUUUGAUUGACGAGGGAGUGAUAAAAGGGCUGACGAGUAGGGAGGCAGAAUUUGACAAAGGCCACUCGAUGCUGAAUGAACUCGAAAGAGUCUGCCUAUUGGAAAGUGCUAAAAUGUACGGUGGUCGUAGAUGUGUCAAGAUGCAUGACUUGAUUAGGGAUAUGGCCAUCCAAAUACUGCAAGAGAACUCUCAAGACAUGGUUAAAGCAGGUGCACGGUUAAGAGAAGUGCCGGGUGUAGAGGAGUGGACAGAGAAUCUUACUAGAGUUUCACUGAUGCAUAACCAAAUUAAGGAAAUUCCUUCCAGCCAUUCACCAUGUUGUCCCAGCCUAUCCAUUCUACUGUUAUGCCGCAAUUCGGCGUUGCAAUUUAUUGCAGAUUCAUUUUUUGACCAGUUGCGUGGGCUCAAGGUUCUUGACCUGUCUCAUACAGGUAUCGGAAAACUGCCUGAUUCUGUCUCUGAAUUGGUGAGUCUCACUGCAUUACUGCUCAUUGGUUGUAAUAUGUUAAGGCAUGUACCGUCAUUAGAAAGGCUGAGGGCACUGAAGAGGUUAGAUCUCUCUGGUACUUGGGCACUUGAAAAGAUUCCUCAAGGCAUGGAAUUUCUAUCCAACUUGAGGUAUCUUAGAAUGAAUAGGUGGGGUGAAAAGGAGUUUCCUAGUGGGAUAUUACCUAAACUCUCUCACCUGCAAGUCUUUGUAUUGGAGAAGUGCACUCCGAUAACAGUUAAAGGAAAGGAAGUGGGAUGCUUGAGGGAGUUGGAAACUUUGGAAUGCCAUUUUGAAGGUUACUCUGACUUUGUGGAGUAUCUCAAAUCUCGGGAUGAGACCCGAUCACCAACAAAAUAUAGAAUUUUUGUAGGACUGCUACCUGACAAAUAUUAUAUAGAAGGCAAAGACAAAGAAAUUGUUUUGGGUAAAUUGACUAUCAACGGAGACGGAGAUUUUCUGAGAACGUUUUGGAAGGACAUUCAACAACUGACCAUGGAAGAAUUUGAUGGUGCAAAAAGUUUAUGCGAUGUUUCCUCUCUAAUAAAGAAUGCAACUAAUCUGGAGUUUAUCGAAAUUACGAAUUGCAAUAGCAUGGAGAGCUUGGUUUCAUCUUCUUGGUACUGCUCUGCUUCACUGCCAUCUCCAUCUUGCGAAGGUAUAUUUUCUGAUCUUAAAAAGUUUCAUUGUUUUGGUUGUCAAAGCAUGAAGAAGUUGUUCCCCCUCGUCUUGCUGCCAAGCCUCGUAAACCUGGAAGUAAUUAAAGUUAUUGGUUGCAAGAAAAUGGAGGAGAUAAUAGGUGGAAUAAGAUCAGAUGAAGAAGGGGUUAUGGGUGAAGAAAGCAGCAUCAGAAACACCGAAGUCAAACUCCCAAAGUUGAGAUUUCUGGAAUUGAGUCGUUUACCAGAACUAAAAAGCAUUUGUAGUGCAAAACUGAUUUGCGAUUCUCUCGAAGUAAUCGAAGUAAGGAAUUGCAGUAUCAGAGAAAUCUUGGUUCCAUCUUCGUGGAUUCGCCUGGUAAACCUGGAAAGGAUUGUUGUUGAAGGAUGUGAGAAAAUGGAGGAGAUAAUAGGUGGAGCAAGAUCGGAUGAAGAAGGGGAUAUGGGUGAAGAAAGCAGCAUCAGAAACACCGAAUUCAAACUCCCAAAGUUGACAGUACUGCGCUUGAAAAAUUUACCAGAACUAAAAAGCAUUUGUAGUGCAAAACUGAUUUGCGAUUCUCUCCGAGUAAUCGAAGUAAGGAAUUGCAGUAUCAGAGAAAUCUUGGUUCCAUCUUCCUGGAUUCGCCUGGUAAACCUGGAAAGGAUUGUUGUUGAAGGAUGUGAGAAAAUGGAGGAGAUAAUAGGUGGAGCAAGAUCGGAUGAAGAAGGGGAUAUGGGUGAAGAAAGCAGCAUCAGAAACACCGAAUUCAAACUCCCAAAGUUGACAGUACUGCGCUUGAAAAAUUUACCAGAACUAAAAAGCAUUUGUAGUGCAAAACUGAUUUGCGAUUCUCUCCGAGUAAUUGAUGUAAGUAAUUGUGAGAAGCUGAAGAGGAUGGGAAUUUGUCUUCCAUCUCCUCCCUCUUCUCUUGAAGAAAUCUAUAUUGAACCAGAAGAAUGGUGGGAGUCAGUAGUGGAGUGGGAGCAUCCUAACACCAAGGAUGUCCUUCGUCCCUUUGUAAUGUUUGGACGAGACCGGGCGGCUUUGCUGGCUCUGAGCAGGCGUGGAAGAGUGCGGGGUUGCUCACGUCAAACUGGAAUAAUAAUUUAAAAUAGCAAUAAUAAUAGGAAAUUUAAUGCUGCUUAAAUUUCCUUUAUUUCGUCAACCCUUGCACCACAAUCCCAUGUAAUGCUGCCUCAACCUUUUAUUUUCAAGUUACCCAAAAAGGAAAAAGAGGCAAAGCAAAAAGGACUAUAUCCCUUUGUAAGGUCGGAUGCGCUGCAAGACAAGUGAAGCAGUUGGAGAGCUCCUCACCAUCAACAACCGUAUUAUUAAAUGUUUUAUUAUUGGAUUUUAAAUGUUUUUUUGUCUAGGAAUUCUUGUUAGUACACUCUAAUUGUGGUAAUUUUUGGGUACAACCGUAUUAUUUGGUGAAUAAAACAAUUAAAGCUUUUAAUCAAAAAUAGUAUAUAAAGAUGUACAUAUUAGUAAAAAUAAUUAUUAUUUUAUGUGAAAAUCAAGUAAAAACUAUAUUAUAUCUAA
Molecule: messenger RNA, 4562 nt
Organism: Populus euphratica (Euphrates poplar)
Lineage: Eukaryota; Viridiplantae; Streptophyta; Magnoliopsida; Malpighiales; Salicaceae
Product: probable disease resistance protein At4g27220
Exons: 6
Coding region: 327-4130 (1267 amino acids)
Molecular function (GO): ADP binding; protein binding
Source: RefSeq, a predicted model, not a curated record